This is a messenger RNA of Larimichthys crocea (large yellow croaker), 1689 nucleotides long. RefSeq names its product arginine vasopressin-induced protein 1. The transcript has 3 exons. Lineage: Eukaryota; Metazoa; Chordata; Actinopteri; Sciaenidae. Bases 168 to 770 code for a protein of 200 amino acids. The record is from RefSeq and is a predicted model, not a curated record.
GAUUGCAGGUGAAGCUUGGACAAACAAGACUGCGAAGUCCGGCGACGGUGCAGCAAGUGUGGCAGCCUUCAUUGCAAAGAGACGGCGAUGCGCACAACGCAGAGGGAGAUGCUGUAGGAGCAGGGUGCAGUGAACAUAUCAGACAGUCCUCGGAGUUGAGCCAGUAUAUGCCACCUUUCCCUGUCCUUCUCGGGAUGGAUACCAGACCGUCCCCACCUACUACCUCCAUGAUGGUGCGCCCGUCCCCACUGUGGCGGCUGGCCGAGAGGAGGAGCAGGAAGGCUGGCUCCGGGAACAUUUUCAGUGAUGUGAAUCUGUGGCAGCUCCAGAGACUUUUCAAGGCAGCGGGGGACCAGGAUGCUGAACAGAGGGCCCAGCUGGUUUGGGGCCAUGGAGAUGAGGCUGAACUGGCUCAGGCUUUGAUAGGACUGAGGGCCCGUAGUCACAGGAGAGGGCUGAGGAAUAAUGGGAGGGAUGCUCUAGGCUCACACUGGCUACGAGCGUUCAAUCAUCUCAGGAUUGGGGAGAGCUCGCCAGGCAGCCAGGGGAAGGACCCCGGAGAGGAGAGUGACUCUGAGGAAGGAGCACAAAGCAGUGCAGAUGCACACCAACACACAGGAACAACAGGAAGAGGUUCAGGGGCCACAGCGGUACUUACAGAGAGCCAGAGCCCUGCAGGGACGUCUGAGAGACCAGUUAGAACCAGCUCAGGACUGCGGAGAGGAGGAGACAAUAACCCAGAGAGAUACCUCCACAGAAUACUCCAUUGAUUUCACCCAGACCUCAGAAACGGGAGAGCUAGGUUGGAUUAACACAAUAAGCUUGACUAACACUUUUUUACAGUCGCACGUGAAACUGCAUUGUAUGUUUCACAUAAUGCCAUAAUGUCUGAUCAUUUUAAUGGCAUUGAUCAGAUGAUCAUAUACUGGCACUACACUGUUUGUUGCAGACACACAUCCACCAGAUCUGCCUAUAAUCAAGGCAGCACAAACCUCUGACUAGCUCUUGGUAUCUCAACUUUAUGUUGUGGUUGCCUCUCAAGAACUGCCUUAAGCAUUUUCCUAAAUUCAUUCCACCUCUUGCGCUAAACACUGAUAAAUAUGGACAGUGAGGUGACUUUAAAUAGUUUUGUUUCACUGAUAUUAUAAUGUGUGAAUUACUUGAACUGGUCUGUCCAUGUCCUGUACUACAGAAAGCCGUAUGUGUAGAUAUACAUGUGUAAGAUGAAAUACUGUAUUUAUAUUAGCCUAAAAAGAUGUUAACUUCUUGAGUCUGUAUUCACAGUAUGGUAUUUUGCACUAUAAACACUAAAAAUGGGUAUGUUGGGUAUCAUGAGAUGUAGAAAUGCAAAACAAACAUACACGUUAUUCUGACUCCACAUGUAACAGUUGUGCCGUGAAUUGAAGUGGUUGUAAUUGUAAUUUUUGUUUUGUAAUUGAAAGUGUCAGUGUCAAGUCUGCCUAGACACCAGAAAUGAUUAAUAAUAACUUCAGGGCCAAACCCUCACUGUGCAGGGAAUGAGUAAAUUAAUAUCAUAUUAAAAUGUUCAUGGUAACAGUGUGAAAACCUGCUGUGCCUAUGAAAGACUGUAUGUCACCAACCUUAUCAGAUUGCUGUAAAAUUUUUGAUACUGUUUGUGUGUUUUUGUUAGAUUUAUGGUAAUAAAUAAAAGUGAGUCUUUGUACUGUC